Capsaspora owczarzaki ATCC 30864 is the source of this 1915-nucleotide messenger RNA. RefSeq lists its product as hypothetical. The record is from RefSeq and is a predicted model, not a curated record. The transcript has 2 exons. The coding region runs from base 435 to 1730 and encodes 431 amino acids. NCBI's taxonomy places the organism in Eukaryota, Filasterea, Ministeriida, Capsasporidae.
UUCUCGUUUGUUUUUCAAUUUACCGGUCUUCCUUUGCUGUUUGGGAUUUCAUCCGUGCUCAAAACAGGGUGCCAACCGCAGCCAGUCCCAAACCAAACAAAUCAAGCCUUUGUUGUUGUUUGUCGCGAAUUACCCGCAACAAAAACCCACAACAAAAAACCCAAAAACCAACCUUGUGGCCAAGAUCUGUGUCAGUUUUGUGAUCGAUUUGCCUCGUGGCUUCCCCUGCGUUCCGUCAAGAUACCACUCGAAGAGAGCGUCCUGUUGGUAGCCACUGAGAAACCAAGGCAACCAACUGCUGCUGUGACUACUGAAGCGAAACAAACAAAAAAAACACUGGCUGCUUUUUUUGUUCGCUUCUGUUGCGGUUUUGACAGCACAUUCCCUGUCACGACAGCUCGUUUUUUUCCUACUCUUAUCUUUGUUAAAAAACCAUGAUUAGCUACCCGAACGAAAACUGCUCGGUGCCAUUCACCGGCCCGAAUUGCGACGAGACGUUUGCAGACUCGCUCGGCGCUUCCUUCACGGCGCUGCAAGCCACGUUCGCUUCCAUCUUCAUCGUGCUGGCGCUGUACAGCCUGUACAACACGUAUCUCAUCAUCAAGAAGACGGGAUUCUGCUUUGAAACCGAAAACUGCAUGCUGUACAUGUGCUCCAUCUCGAUGGUCAUUGGCGCUGUGCGCUCGGUGGACGCCCAAGGCUGGGCCGACAUUUACCCGCUUUGGCUGCCAUCGCUCAUGUACGACACGGGCUCCAGCGCCACCAUUACCAUCUGGCUGCUCUUGGUCGGCUCGUGGGCUGAUUUUGUGAUGCGUGCCGUGCUGGUCAAGCACAAGCGGUUUGCCCGAUUCCUCAAGAAGAUGCGGAUGGCAACGAUUGCGUACUGCUGGAUUUCGCAGUAUUUUGCCACUAUCAUCAUCUACGCUGUCAAGCCGUACUGGGCUGGCAAGCUGCUGCGAUACUGCCUCGCCAUUGUGAUUUUCGCCGUCUGGCUGUCGACGAGCUCCUACUUUGGCUGCAUCAUUCAUCGUGUGCUCCGAGAGGCGCAGCGCAAAUACGGCGACAUUUCCAGCGGCUCCGCGUCCGUCACGAAGGGCCAUUCCAUGACGUCGUCCGUCAUUGGAACAACGACGACGACGACGACGACCACGAAUGCGACCACCAAGAGCACGCCAGCGGACAAGCAAGACAAGGAAAUGCAUGCUCUCGCCCGCAAGCGCAGGCGGUUGGCGCUUCGACGCAUCGAUCGCCUGAACUUUUUGCUCCUGCUGCUCGAGCUGGCCGCCAUCAUUGUCCUCGCCGUCAGCGCAAACUCGUGGGCGACCGACAGGUACAACCUCGAGCCGCCAAACGUCGUUCCCCUGCCCCAGACGGCGGGCGACUUGAUCUUUGAGCACAUUUUCGACAUUCUGUACAUUCUUGUCGCCAGUGUGUGCCUCUGGUUUUACCGAGUAGAUCGGUCCAAGGGCGAGCGCAAGGGCGGCCCGCAGCAGUCGGAAUCGUCAGCCAACAUUACGGCGCACGACGAUGUCGAGUCAACGGUGAUGCCUUCAGACUCGCCGUUGCCAGUUCGUGCUGCCAGUAGUGGCCAAGCUACGCCGGUGCCCGUGCGAGCUGAUGCCGCGACGCCUGCUCCGCUUGAGCAAGUCACCGUGGUGCCGUCCGAGGCGACAGUCUCGAGCGCUUCUGUUGAGCAAGUCGAUGUGGUACCAUCCCAGGUCUCAGAAUAAGUUCAAAAGAGCCCCCCCCCCUCUAGCACAACAUGGAGUGAUGCACCAAAAAGCCACCUAAAACCAUUGUGAUUUAUUGUGAUUUUGAGUCGCUUGGCCUCCACUCAAUUCUCAUUCAUUUUGAAGCCUAAAGAGAGCCGAAAACAGCUUUAUUGAAAGAUCAGUCGAUCACAGUGUGUCGCGUU